This is a messenger RNA of Neltuma alba, 822 nucleotides long. Its product is annotated as aquaporin NIP1-2-like. Gene Ontology annotation, molecular function: channel activity. The record is from RefSeq and is a predicted model, not a curated record. The coding region runs from base 1 to 822 and encodes 273 amino acids. The transcript has 5 exons. NCBI's taxonomy places the organism in Eukaryota, Viridiplantae, Streptophyta, Magnoliopsida, Fabales, Fabaceae. Gene Ontology annotation, biological process: transmembrane transport. Gene Ontology annotation, cellular component: membrane.
AUGGCUGAGACUUCUGGAACUAAAGGAACCCACGAGGUUGUUCUUACUGUCAAUAAUGACAAAUCUAAUGAAGGCUCCAUCAUCUUUGUCUCUAUCCCUUUCUUACAGAAGAUGGUGGCAGAGUUGGUGGGGACAUACUUUCUAAUAUUUAUUGGGGGUGCAUCAAUAGUGGUGAACAUUAACAACAACAACGUCGUAACGCUUCCUGGGAUUGCCAUCGUUUGGGGUCUUCUCGUCAUGGCUCUUGUCUAUUCUCUUGGUCACAUCUCUGGUGCUCAUUUCAAUCCUGCCGUCACUCUCGCUUUUGCUUCCACUAAACGAUUUCCCCUCAAACAGGUGCCAGCUUAUAUAUUAAUUCAGGUUUUAGGAUCCACUCUUGCAAGUGUGACUCUCAGACUGGUCUUCACAGGAAAACAUGACCAAUUCAUAGGAACAUUAUUAUCUGGGUCGUAUCUUCAGGGCUUUGUGGUUGAAUUCUUAAUCACCUUCUACCUCAUGUUUGUCAUCUCUGGUGUGGCAACUGAUGGCAGAGCGAUUGGUGAGCUGGCUGGGAUUGUCGUAGGGGCAACCGUAAUGCUUAUUGUGUUGUCCGCCGGGCCGGUAACAGGAUCGUCAAUGAACCCGGCGAGAAGCCUAGGGCCAGCAAUUGUGUGGCACGAGUAUAGAGGAAUAUGGGUGUAUAUGAUAGCACCAGUGGGGGGAGCAAUAGCAGGGGCAUGGGUAUACAACAUCAUGAGGUAUACAAACAAGCCAGUGCAUGAGAUCACAGCAAAGAGCGCUUCUUUCCUCAAAUCUUCAAGCUGUUGUGGUGCCUCCAACUGA